AUGUUCUUCUUCGUCUGUCCACGCCUUCGGAAAGGGCCUCGACAUGUUUCUUCUUCUGACUUUGCCCAAUCAUACCAAGAGAACCAAGCAAAUACCGAUGGAUCGGCAGAGCCGGCACAAGAUCCCUCACAGGGGGAAAAUUCACUCCCUGCCCAGUGUCAGAAACGAUCGGCCGCAAGUUUCUCAAGCCGGCUUCGGCGUCGACUCUCCCGGGAGUCUAGACAGUCUGGAGAGCAUCGCAUGAAUUUUCCUUUCUCCCUCAAACCAAAACCAAGUAUGUCUAAGACAGAUGCAGAGCUACCGGUCUUUGCAGACAUGGGAAGCAGCUUGAUGAGCGCGCGGGGAUAUGACAGCGACGCACAGUGUGUCGGAACCCCACAGCAUGUCGGCAAUGUAAACGAAUCACCGAGGACUCCGGCCUCACGCAGAAUGGGGCUCAACAACAUCGUUGAAGGUCAUAGAGAGCAUAAUAACAUGGGAUAUUGGGAUUCUCCCAAUAUGCAUGCACACCCGGACUCUCCAGCUAACUUUGGUAUGUCUGCACCAUCUACACCACAAGGGAGUAUGGAAAGGUUGCCUCAUCCCAGUGAUACACAACAUACAGCCAGAAACAUAGACAAAUCUUUCGACGACUUCGAACAAUUGGUUGCCCCAGACCACGCAAGCAAUCACCGCCAGGGGCUUUAUCUGGGAAACAGCAGUGAGAACUUCCAGGAUUUAGUGGGUGACUGGGCCCAGUACAUGAAUUCAAACGCGAUUGGUUUUCCCAAUGCGUCUUCGGAAUCGUUGGGCAGGCAAUCGCCCGACAUAGCGAUUUCCAAAAGACGACAGCAUUCGAGCUCCCCCAGGACACAUCCGGAGUCCCAUGUCCCAUAUUUGGGUGAUCUAGAUCUCUCUCACAGACUGGCUGGGUCGCCAUUGGCUUUGGGGUCUCAGUCGGCCAAUCCAUCCAUAACGAACCCACCCCACGCGAACAGACAUGGAUUGCGAAUGGUAUCAUCAGAAAAUGUUCAGUCAGACAUGACAUCUGGAUCCUCUACUGUUGUUGGGCCCGAAACACCCACUCGAUCAAUGCCUCAGCACCGAGAUGUGUCUUCCUUUUAUUCACGUCAAAGCGAUGAAACAGCAGGCAAUGCAUCUUCCGCAAUUCACUCGCUCAGAGUUCAUGCAGCAAAUGCCAUGGAUAGCUUGCCUAACAUUAAGGGAAGGCUGUUCGGAGAAGUUGGUUUCGUCGAGGACGCGCCAGGAGUUACAGGCGAUGUGAUCAAAGGCAAAUUCGGCGGCCACGAGCAAGCCAAUACACCAUCACCUCAGUCCCCUCGUGCAUUGCCAACCCCCACGGAAGGCAUGCGAAAGGUCAGUCCCGGAUGGAUGACUGGAGGUCGCCGGGUGGGAUAUGGUUACCGUAUGGUGGAUAACACUGACGAGUUGACACACCAUGGUGUUGAUGACGUACCAACUACUGGCAUCGUGAAGCAUGAAGAUGUAAGUGGGAAUGGCGGACGGAGAGCCGUGUCGCAGCCACCAGUGCAAACGCCUAUUCCGUAUGACAAUGUCAGGGCGAACAGCAAUUGCCCCUCGUCCCUCAAAAUACCAACGGACCCGAAGAAUGACCCUGUUCGAACACCGAGCAACUGGACGAAGCUGAAAAGAAACUCGGUUCGGGAUCGCAGCCACGCACCACUGGCAGUUGACCUUGCAAGCAAAGACAUGCCCCCCAGAGGUCCACACGGCGCCCGCGCCAUUCUCGUGCAGCCUCAGUAUUCUCCAACCCCUGAGAGUGUCGAAUAUGUUGAGGACGAUGGUAAUUUUGUGAGCAGAUGGUCGAGGAAUAGCUUCUCGCUGAGGAGAAGACUAUCUCAAUUGCACAAGAAAGAUGAUUCUAGUCCCGAACGCGAAUUGUGUACUCCCGAUGUUUCCCCGACUGUGAAUCGACGCUGCUCAAUGGAUCAGACAACCCGCUGUCCGUCUGUCUACUUUGACCCAGCGAAUGAGAGGAGUGCAGAUAAAGUGAAUGGACAGCCUUCGCGAUCUCGGAGCGGGCGGUGGGUUUUGAGAUUUUCUCGGCACCGUGAUAGCAGGAGGCGCUCAUCUAAGCCUGUAAAACAGCCUUCUCCGGAAUCCUCUGCAGAGUAUGAGUGUCCGUCGAGCGGCCUUGGGCGUCCUGAAUCCAUUAUGGGUGACAUCGCGGCCGAUUUGGCGAAUGAGUAUCAGCAAUGUAUUCAAAUGCCCGGAGCGUUCUAUGGGAGCGGUUGGGCGAGUCGAACAAGUCUGAUUGUUGAAGCAGAGUGA
Molecule: messenger RNA, 2292 nt
Organism: Penicillium salamii
Lineage: Eukaryota; Fungi; Ascomycota; Eurotiomycetes; Eurotiales; Aspergillaceae
Source: the annotation of a GenBank genome assembly